Molecule: messenger RNA, 1128 nt
Organism: Hydractinia symbiolongicarpus
Lineage: Eukaryota; Metazoa; Cnidaria; Hydrozoa; Anthoathecata; Hydractiniidae
Product: required for meiotic nuclear division protein 1 homolog
Exons: 11
Coding region: 1-1068 (355 amino acids)
Biological process (GO): positive regulation of mitochondrial translation
Source: RefSeq, a predicted model, not a curated record
AUGAACUUUAUUUUACAGGACGUAAAUAAGAAUAUGAGGUUAAUCAACAUUUGUUUUUAUUGUUUAAAGAAUCAAAAAAUAUUUUUACCCAACCCUGUUUUUGCCAAUCCACUCAGAAGAUCAUUUUCAACACACAAACCUCUUCUUACAGAUAUACUCAGAAGAUCAAGAAUUAAACAGAGCACUAAUACGCAGCUUGACACAAAUAAUUUUAAAACGUGUACAGCUUAUUGCACUGGGGAAUCAUACAAUCUCGAAGAAAUACGAAAAUAUUUCACUACUGUUCAUGACAAAUACUCCAUCGGUAUUUUACCUAAUGAUGCUUCGGAUGUGUUGCACAUAUCAAAAUCACAAUAUGCCGAUGAACAGAAAGGAGAUAUCUUUUUAUUUAGACGCUUGGGAGCUUUUGUAUGUUGGAAUAUAACCGAACAAGAGAUAGCAUGUGUUCGAGAUGUUUUAAAAGAACAUGAGAGAGGUUCAUAUGAACCAUCUAUCAUCGAAGAAGAAUAUGAACAACUUAAUUAUAUACAAGCUGACGGAAAGACCUCGUUACUGAAUGGUGACAUAUUGUUAAGUUCUGGCGAGAAGACAGACAAUGAGCAUGUCUUGGAAAAGUUGGCUUUUUCUAAUGCUAUGGCUUUAUCUGUAAAACUGGAUAUGUGGGAGUUAGCGCUCGAAAAGUUUUCUGUUUCAUUAAGAUAUAUUCCUGAGAUUUUAAAACGUGGAUAUAAAGUGGCUAUGACGAGACGCGAAGUUCUACAGAAGAUUGGAGAGCUGUUGACGUUGAGACACCAAAUCAAUUUAUAUUCAGAUGUUCUUGCUGUUCCGGAUUUUUAUUGGGAUAGAGAAGAUUUAGAAAUGUUAUAUCUCAAGACAUGCACUUACUUAGAAAUUUCGAAAAGAACUAAGGUGAUGAAUGAAAAACUGAAUUUAUGCACCGAGUUAGUUGAAAUGUUGCGUAGUCACUUGAACGAUGAACAUUCACAUCGUUUAGAAUGGAUGAUUAUCGUGCUAAUUGCUAUCGAGAUCUUAUUUGAGGUCAUUCGACUUGGCGAGAAGUACUUAUAGAUUGUCAACUUCAAAAGAAAUUUUUUGUAUUUUUUUUUAUGUAUUAUUUAAAAAAAUUAA